UGCUGACUUGACAUCAGAUAUAAAGGUCUGUACAAAGACAACCAGCAGACAAAAUGCCUGAAAUUAAUGUCCAACACGUGGUCUCGUAUAGCAGUGCCGACAAGGGAUUUCCAGCUGACAACAUCUUGAAAGCAGAAGGUGCACACAAAUGGAAGACCACAGCUCCAGUGGAUAAGCAUGCUACAGUUGUCUUGCAGUUUGAGAAAGCAUCACUUAUAAACAGUAUUGACAUUGGAAAUGAAGGUUCAGCCUUUGUUGAGGUGCUGGUUGGUAAAUCAUCAGCUAAAGAAGACAAAGAUUAUCAGGUGCUUCUUGUGGCCUCCUCAUUUAUGAGUCCAAUGGAUAGUCGUAACAAUACAAAUAGGAACAGUGUACGCAUGUUUGGUAAAGAGAAACUCUCUAAAACUGCUGUCAGCGAAAAAUGGGACAGAGUGAAGAUUGUUUGCACACAACCCUUCAAUAAGACGUCUAGUUACGGAUUGUCCUUCAUCAAAUUCCAUUCUCCUCCAGCACCAGGAGAUAAGGAGGAACCUUCUGUUGGUGCAAAGAAACUUGGUGCCUUCCUCAUCAAACCAGAGAAAGAAGAUGAUAUACAAAUGGGGUCUGUGUUUGCAAAAAGGUCAGAGGUCAAGGAUACCAUGCCGGCCACUGGAGCAGCAGCCAUCAGAGCAGCAUCUCGACUAUCAGAGGAGUCACGCUCGACGUCAGUUUUAUCUCCCGCAGCAUCACAAAAAUCUAAAACCAAUGAUGUUGCUUCAUCGCUCAAAUCUGAAACCAGUGAAUCUUCCUCAUUUUCUAAAUCUAAACCAAGCAAUACGAAAGCAGCCCCCAAAAUGUCUGAGAACCGCAGUAAAAGGAAACAUAAGUUAAGUGAUAACGAGGGUCAAAGUUCAGACGAUGACGACUCGCUGCCUGGCAAACCCCCAUUGAAGAAACAGACCACAAGUCUCAGUUCUACAGCCUCCUCAGUGAAUAGUGAUACGAAAACAACAUUGAAAAAAAUUAAAUCUGAACCUGCUCGUGAAUCACCUAUAAAGUCCUUUAAGCGGCUUAUGGAGGGGGUGGUGUUUUCUUUGAGUGGAUUCCAAAAUCCAUUCCGGGCAGAGCUGAGAGACAUGGCCACAGAAAUGGGAGGUGUUUACAAGGCAGACUGGGAUAAAACAUGUACACAUUUGAUAUGUGCCUUCACUAAUACCCCAAAGUACAACCAAGUUAAAGGAAAGGGGAGGAUAGUGAAGAAAGACUGGGUCCAGCACUGCUACAAACAGAAGAAAUAUUUACCAUGGAGGAAAUACAGACUUGGUGAUGCUGAUUACUCCAGUGAUGAGGAGGAUAAAGAGGAUGAACCUGUUAUUAAGAAAACUCCUAGUAAACACAAGGAGAAGCAAGAUAUCAGGGAUGACAAGAGCUCCUCAAGUAAGGAAUCCACAUCUAAAAAAGUUAAAAAGGAAGUGUAUGAUGAUGACACCGACGUGGAUUCUGGAGAAGAUACUGAGGAUGAAGUCCGCAGAAUUAAACAAAAAAUGGAGAAAGGUGAUAAAUCAAAGGCUGAUGAAGUAGAUAACUAUGGUGAUUCAACAGACAAUGAUGAUGAACCCUCUAAAAAAACAACACACAACAAAGUUAGUAAGAUGGAGGUGGAGGACGAUGAUGAUGACUCCGGCCUACCUGAACUUCCAGAUCUCUUCACAAACAAAAAUUUCUUCCUUUAUGGAGAUUUCUCUGUAUCGGAACGACGUCUAAUAGUUCGAUAUAUCACAGCAUAUAAUGGGGAGUUGGAGAACUACAUGUGUGAUAAGGUGAAUUUUGUAGUUACCUACAAUAAAUGGGAUGACAAUUUUGAUGAGGCUUUGGCAGAUAACUCAGAGCUGGUGUUCGUGAAACCAAAGUGGAUUUAUUCCUGCCAUGAGAAAAACAAGACUUUGCCUUUCCAACCUUAUAUUGUUGUGCCAGAGUGAUUAUGAACAAAUGACUUUCUCUGAACAGCAGGUGUCUUAGUCCUUGUACAUGUUAAUGACUUGGUGGUUCAUCAUUUUAAUCUGGUCAGCUAUCUAUAACUGACCUUUAAAUCAGUCGUCAGAAUGUUCUGUGUACAGGUAGCAGUCAUGGUAAACUAUGGAGGUAAUUAUAUAUGUAUGUGUGUAUAGGAGGUGAGUUGAUAUCAGUUUUUCAAUAUCAUUCAACAAUCAGAGAUAUAUCUCAAUUGUUGUUUUAUUUCAGAAAAGAAAUCCCACUCUCUUUCCUCUGAUCAUGUCAAGUAAUUGACAAACAAUUCUGAUAAAUCUAUUUUAAAAGUCAAACAUCUCAUUUAUUGUGUUUACACAGUCUGUUGAUUUUCCACUUAUACUUAUUUUUGUUAUUUUAUAUAUUGGGUGAAGAUAGGCACAGAUUUAAAGUCAAGUUGGAUGAAUUGUUAACAAAGCAAUGAUAUUUUGUAAUCUAUGAUAAGAUUUUUUUUUUUGUCAGGAAUGUUUGAAUUGUGCAAUUUGUUCAGUCAUGUCAGCAUAUAUGUGUGCCGUUAUUUGCAAGAUAAUAAGGCCUUUUGCAUUUAAAUAUGUUUCCUAAAGGAGGAUUCCGGAAAGAAAAAUUUCUAUACAGGAUAUAUGUUGUGGAGAUAAUGCCAUUUAUUUUGGUUUUAUAAACUUGUCUAAAUGAUCUUUAUUUACUAAUGGGGCCCUCCCACAGGAUAGAUAUCUGCCUGAAAUAGACCUAUCAGUGUAAUGUUUUCAUUCCAUUCCAUCUUCUAAAAAUACAAUAACAUAUUGAUCAAUUUCUUAAUGUGGAAUCUAUUGUUUUAAUGAUAUAGUUUAAACAAUGUGCAUAGUUACAUCUCCUAUGUUUAGCUCCACUGAUGUGGCGUCUGUCGUCCAGCAUCAAUUUUUCCUUUAAACAACUUCUUCUCAAUAGUCAAUGGAACAAAUAUUUUGAUAUCUGACUGCUAUGUUCCUAAGAUGAAGCUCUACAAAGUUUGAGAAAAAAAAUCACUUUGACCUUUAUUCAAGGUCACAGGAGUCAGGUUUGUUAAAACCUUUAAAAGACUUCUUCUCUUGAACUAAAAGGCCUAGAGGCAUGAUAUUGAAUGGUAUAUAUAUAUAUAUCUACCAGGUGAGCACUGCAGGCCCAUUGGGCCACUUGUUUUGUAUUGUUAUACAGUGUACACUGUAAAGUAUAUUUUUAGUAUCAAAACCCCCGUAAGUUAGACUGGAACCCAUAACUAUGAAUUGUUGACUCACUGAAAUAAGAGUGUUCUUUACCAAAGACUACUUGUUUGAAUUUUCUGACUGGGUCUAUAUUAAUGUAUAUUAUAGGUCAAACAAUGUCAUUGUAUGAGUACUUGGAAUGUUAUCGUUAAGAUAAAGCUAAAUGUAAAUAUAGGAGUAGAUGUUUACUGGAGAUCACUGUGACAUUUGUACUGAUUUGUUUCUGAUAAUAAUGUUUUAUGUACACUGAGAAUAGAACUGAUUGGCCAAUAUUUUAGAAAUACACCAAUAUUGUUGAUGUAAGUGAUGUUUGUAUUGACCAUCAUUUCUAGAAUAACUUUCCUUAAAAACAGUACUUGAAACAAGCUUGUAUCAUGAAUGUAUUGACCAACAUUUUAUAGAAAUAAAUUUCUUAUAUAAUGAAA
Molecule: messenger RNA, 3625 nt
Organism: Ylistrum balloti
Lineage: Eukaryota; Metazoa; Mollusca; Bivalvia; Pectinida; Pectinidae
Product: DNA repair protein XRCC1-like
Exons: 16
Coding region: 54-1958 (634 amino acids)
Biological process (GO): double-strand break repair via nonhomologous end joining; base-excision repair; single strand break repair
Cellular component (GO): nucleus
Molecular function (GO): damaged DNA binding
Source: RefSeq, a predicted model, not a curated record